Molecule: messenger RNA, 3972 nt
Organism: Eremothecium sinecaudum
Lineage: Eukaryota; Fungi; Ascomycota; Saccharomycetes; Saccharomycetales; Saccharomycetaceae
Product: HDL506Cp
Exons: 1
Coding region: 1-3972 (1323 amino acids)
Molecular function (GO): protein binding
Source: RefSeq, a predicted model, not a curated record
AUGCCUACUGAUCAAGAUAAUGAAUCAGCCGUAGAUGUUUUUGGGAGAUCGAUCUCGUAUCAUCUUUCCCGUUGCGCUAGCGUGAAUUUGGAUGACACAUUGGGUGACAUUGACCCGUAUGCCCAAGACUGGGAGUCUGGUUACUCCCCACUACACAUAUGUUUAAUGUCGGGUCAGUAUCAUAAGGCAUUUAGGAUAUAUCAUUACUGGCAAUCGAAAUCUGACAUUGUUGAUGUCAUGCGGCGGGGAUCGAUCCUUGACCUUAAGGACAGAGAGGGUCUUACCCCUCUGAGGAUGAUGAAGGAGCUGCAUGAUUACUGGUCUCUGAAGAGACUGCCGUUGAGCAUAACACCGAGAUUUGGGAGUGUUGAGCCUUUGGUGGAGUGGUCGGACGAUCGUUUGAAAAGGAAACCCUCGAUCGAGACUCUGCGGGAGUGGUGCGCCUCGCGAGGUGCCAAGAGAUGCUAUACUUUUGGUCAUAACGACCAUUUCCAGCUAGGUACGGGGGAUAUCAAGGCUCGGAAGGAGUGGUUUGAAGUGCGGUUAUCUAACGGAGACAUGGGUCUGCGAAUCCGUGACUGUCAUAUGAAUAAACGCUACUCGAUAGUGUUCGACAUGGAUAACGUUAUGUAUGUGUCAGGGGACUUUAUACGUGGUGUCUCCGAAGGUACGAAGGUACGAAGCUUUCGGUUUGAAAGGCCUCCAGAAGCCUAUAGUGUCGACAGUGUGGUGGCUGCAUCUUCAAGUGAUUUACACAAUGUUGUAAUCACGUCCUCUGGCGUUGUGUAUUCAUGGGGUAGCAAUCAAUAUUACCAAUUAGGGUAUGAUACGGAUAGAUCCUUAUCCUUGACAAAGGAUACCGUAAGAUUGCCGCAUAAAUCCUCGUUGACGCUGGUAUCUUGCUCGAAUGUGCAUUCAGCGGUAGCAACUGACCGAGGAACUGUGUAUUUUUGGGGGCUAAACACCGGCCAAAUGGCUACUCCUAAGCCUGCCACGCCUCCUAAUUGCACUAAUGGUUCGUUAAGCGGUUGGAAAACAGGCCGCAUUGUGGAGUUCCAGAUAGAUGCUCACAAGCUGCAAAAAAUAGUAUGUUUAGAGCAGGCAACACUUAUUUGGUCUGACAACUACAAGCUUUGUGUGCUAGCAGACUUUAAAAGGUAUAAGUUCACUCUAACGAAGCCUAAUGUGGGCGAAGAAGAGGGCGCGCGUGAUAUCUAUAGGGUACCGCGUCCCGCCGACGAACAUAAGGUGAUUAAGAUUGGCUGCCGAAACGCGUACGGUAAUAACAUGUGCAUUUUGUACAACGAUGGCUCGGUGGGCAUACUUAGGGUGUCGGAUACAAAGGGCAUGUGGAGGAAAUUAAAGCCUGUCCCUCAUAUCAUGCCAUACUGGACACCUAGGACAUGGCUAGAUCGCUGUGUGGAUUUCGAUGUUGGCGCUGCUGGUGAAAUUAUACUAUGUACCACCAGUGGUGAUGUCUUUGUAUCUAAAGGUCCAGCUCAACAGUUCGAACUGAGAAAACCAAAGUUACCUGGUAGCAGAUGCGUCGGCGUUAGCUGUGACGCAUCUUUCAGCUCAUUUUGUGUUAUGGUGGAUGAGUAUGACCCUCCACCGCUUAACUUUUACGCAAAUCCCAUACACAGAGAUCUAGGCAGAUUCUCUCCACUGGCAGCAGUUGAUGAAGGCUCCACAUUCAAGCAAAGAAACAAAUUAUAUGAUAAUUCGUAUGUUAUACGAAGGCCUCUUAGUUCGCAGCUUGUCGACGAUGAGGAGCUAUUAUCUGAGAAAGAAAACUUGACUGUCAACAAUAGGCUCUUCAAUGUGGUUGAACCACCAUGGAAAACAAAACCUAGAAAAUCAUACCCGAAAUCACAUAGUGAUGAAAUGGUGCCUGGCCUUAUGAAAGAUUAUGAUGUAGAGUUUAUUGAUAGAAAAGGUCAGGUAAUCGGUCAUUGUCACAAAAUGUUAUUAUAUUUGCGUUGCCCAGACUGGAUAGAAAAAAUUGUAGGAGAACUUCACACGGUAGGCAGGUCUUCAAAAUCUGGUUUUAGCUUCACCUUGGACUGUGAUCCGGAGUCUACUUCGUGGAAGAUCAUAGUGGAUGCUGUAUCGCAAUUCUCCUCAGAAAACCUGCCCACUACAUUACUUUACGCACUGCACAUGCUAUACUCUGGUGUAGAAAGAGAUCCCAUUAUCGAUACUCCUACUCUAGAUGUUUCUGAAUCAAGGUUAUUAGUGAAAGAUAUCAGGGAAAUUUCGUCAAUUUUUUACCUCCGUUCUGAUAACGAGCAAUUGCCGAAAUCAAUCGAACUUCUCUACCGGCACAGCUCAACUUUUGGAUCAGCAGCAAGCACGACUGGCGAUAGCGAAGAACCCCCUGUACUUCUUGACCUGCCCAUCAAGCCUGACUUAGAAAUCCUUCUUGCAGAUUCUGAAACCCCACUAUAUACGUUUUCCUUUAUCCUGCGAUGUAGGUCACCAUAUUUUGAGACCCUGCUCAGCGGACGCUGGGCAUACGAUAAACUGGAUCUAACGAAUACCAGGGCUCCAAUUUUUGAUGUCAUCCUAAAGUAUGCAUUUGGAUUACCAUUCAGGCAACUGUUGGAAGGUCUUCAUUUCGAGGACAGAGUUGAAUUGAUCAAUGAUAUUUUUGAAGUUAUUGAACUCGCUGACCUGUUUAUGAUGGACGAGCUUCAAAGCUAUUUAGAGAGUGUUCUCGCAGCUCUUAUUCAGGCUAACAAUGUCAUUCAGAUUUGGAUGAACGCAAAUACCUACAAUUGCCACGCACUAUCGUAUGCCUGCAUAUGCUUCCUUUAUCACAACAUAGAGCUGCUGUUUGCAGACCACAACCUGAAUCUACUACACGAACAUCUUUCACUAGACGACUGGGAGCGUUUUGAACGUAUUACCGGCUCGCUUAGGUUUGGCAGCAACACCGCCAGUAAUGUUGACUGGUAUUCCAGUUAUUCUACAAACAAGUGGAUCGCGGAAUUUAAGGGAAACCUCCCCAAAUUCAACGAACAGUUUAUGGAUCCUUUACGUCCUUUUGAGGUUAUUUCACAUAUCAAGAAGAAGAAGCCCAAGUCCAAGCCCAAGAAACAAGUAGGAAAGGCUAAGUCCUCGAACGGUCUUGAGACCGCUGCUUCUUCGCAAGAUGCCCAGUCGCUUGUUCCCGUUCCUGCCAAACCAGCGGCUGCAACAUCCAAACCAAGCUACAAGGAAAACAUCGACCCCACUGGGACUGAAGGAUUCAUAACUGUUUCCAAAACUAGAAGAAGGUCCUACAAAGGUUCUUCUAAUACCCAGCCGGUUACAAUUCCGCUAAAUAUUCCCGCAAAUACACACAAUGUUGCAGUAUUCGAAAAGAUCCCUAAACAGGUGCCAGUCGUAUCGGUUUCUGCGACAUCUGGUGUAAACCCCACCCAAUUUCCAUCAUUGAACUCUAUAGCAGACGAUCUUGACCAUAAGAAAAGAGUGUCUACUUCGAGCUCUACAUCUUUAUUGUUCAAGAAAUCCUCCCAAAGAUCCCGCAUCAAGCAUAAAAAACUAGACUUUUCUGCUACCGAGGAGAAGCCAGCACCACCAGGUGUGCCAUGGAAAACCCUCGCUUCUAAGACUACCUCCAAAGAAGGAUCUUCCGCAAAUGGUAAGUUCCCCGCAUUGACGGAAGUGCUAAAGUCCGGAAAUCCAACUUCAGAGAUUAUUGGCAUCACUACUAAAGGACAGCAAGGUUCCAUCAAGUCGUAUCUCACCACACCUGCCCCAUCUUCGAAACCAAGGACUCCAAAAUCUCAGACAAAAUCUAAUGUCGGACCUACUAUAGACUUCGCAUUGUGGUGGGAACAAGAAUCUGCUAAGGUACAGCAGCAAAUUAAAGAGGAAGAGACGUACGAACGGCACCUGAAAAUCCAAUACGGCUAUCUUGAACCAGCGAAGAAGGGAAAGGUCAAGUUCAAGAAGGUCGAUUGGUAA